AUGGCAAACAAGACUUUUGACUACGGUGACCUUAGGAUCACCAUGACGUCCAGUUACUCAUGGGUAUAUGAUGACAGUGGCAGCGGUGCCACACGAGAUGUCUCUAUCUGGACACCAAAUCCUCAAGGCGAGCUCUUUCCGCUGGGUGACUACGCCGAGGGUCGUGCUCACUAUAACCCCCUAAGCGGCAAACGAGCCACGCUCCUCGUAGGACAGAAUCCCAACACGAGCCCAUCCAAGUCUGCCGUGGCCCGCCCUAUCGAUUACACUCGCAUCUGGUCCGACACCGGCUCAGGCGCUACGAACAAUGGUGCCGUCUGGCGCCCCGUUGCCCCUGCUGGGUACGUAGCCCUAGGAGACGUCGGUAACACCAAUUACGGCAAGCCAAGCCUGGAUAAAAUGUGGUGCGUCCGCGAGGACCUCGUUGGUUAUGGUAAAUUCCUGGCGACUUCGGCCUGGGACGACAGCGCCUCAGGGGCGGACGCGGACGUAUCCCUCUGGGCCGUGCAGACAGACACCAUCGGCGUCGACGGCGCGGCCAACAUCCCCGUCAUGGCCGACACGUUCCGGGCGCAGUCGAACUACAACAGACCGGGCGGUGAGGCCGCUCGGGUCCUGCUGCUCCCCAUUGGGAAGCAGUUCGAAAAGUUUGAUAAUCCCAUGCCCACCAUCACCGCAAACAACCUGCCGCACCAGAAGCAGCCGUACGGAGAUCAGCAGCUGCAGUGCCAGGUGACUCUCCCCUUCCACUUCUACUUCAGCCCCGAGGACCAAACAAGCUUGGACAACAUCAGGAACCCGUUUCUCACCGUCAGCCGAUCUAUCUCUUGGUACACGGAGCGGGUGUGGUCGAAUGACACGCCCACUCCGCUCAAAGAGAACGUCAAGGUCGUGUACGGCGUCAGCAGCGAGAGGACGCAGGAGAUGAGCCACAGCGUCGGCGUCGAUGUCUCGGCGUCGUACGGCGUUGGGCUCGCCAGCGGGUCCGUCAGCCUCAACUACCAAUUCACCUACAACACGUCGACGUCGUUCACAGAGUACAGCGAGAAGACCAUCACCAAGGACAUCACAAUCAAGGAGUAUACCGCAACCGUGCUCUUUUCUAGGCAUGUCUGGAUCAAGUGCACGCGUCUGGACAGCCCCAUUGUCCUACACCAGAUGGAGGUUAUCGCAAAUGACGGCGAGUACUACACGAGCUGCCCCACGGCCAACAAGCCGUAA
This is a messenger RNA of Colletotrichum paranaense, 1221 nucleotides long. RefSeq lists its product as uncharacterized. The transcript has a single exon. Lineage: Eukaryota; Fungi; Ascomycota; Sordariomycetes; Glomerellales; Glomerellaceae. The coding region runs from base 1 to 1221 and encodes 406 amino acids. Gene Ontology annotation, molecular function: toxin activity. The record is from RefSeq and is a predicted model, not a curated record.